This is a messenger RNA of Oryzias melastigma (Indian medaka), 3442 nucleotides long. It is a transcript of the gene sp1, whose product is annotated as sp1 transcription factor. NCBI's taxonomy places the organism in Eukaryota, Metazoa, Chordata, Actinopteri, Beloniformes, Adrianichthyidae. Gene Ontology annotation, biological process: regulation of transcription by RNA polymerase II. Gene Ontology annotation, molecular function: RNA polymerase II cis-regulatory region sequence-specific DNA binding; DNA-binding transcription factor activity, RNA polymerase II-specific. The record is from RefSeq and is a predicted model, not a curated record. The coding region runs from base 151 to 2241 and encodes 696 amino acids. The transcript is spliced from 6 exons.
UCGAUUCAACAAAGAUGGCGGGCUACAGCGGUGACUAAAUCAAACGCACCUCGAUGCUUUCCUUCAAAGGGAAGGGACAUCAAGUUUGUGUGAAGUUGUGAAAAGUUGUUAAGCAGAAAAAGAGCACAGAAACUCCUCCCGUCUUCAAAUAUGAGCAAUCAGCAGCAGGGUGAAAUGGCCGCAGUCGAGAGUGGCGGAGGAUUCUCUCAGAAGCGAAAUUCACAAGACUCGCAGCAGCCCUCUCCCCUUGCUUUGCUGGCAGCCACGUGCAGUAGAAUCGAACCACCGGGGGAAAACGAUUCUUCUUCAGAGCAGCAUCAAACUCAGCAGCAGCUGAAGAUAAACCAAGUCUUCACCUCCAAUGCUAAUGGCUGGCAGGUUGUACCUCUUAGCCUCCAGACAUCCCCUGGCUCUAACACUACUACAACCACUGAUUCUACAGGAGCGAUGACAGGAGGUGAAAAGGGCAGACAGGUGCUGUCACCAUCUGAAGCUGCUGUGUGUAGUCAGGCUCAGCAGCAGCAGCAACAACAGCAAUAUGUUUUAGCUCAGGCUCCAUCAGUGGGAGGUCAGCAGAUGCUUACCACCAUAUCGGGCGUGAUGCCCAAUAUUCAGUACCAGGUUAUUCCCCAGUUUCAGACAGUAGAUGGCCAGCAGCUGCACUUUGCAGCUCCUCAGCAGGAGUCUGGGAUAACGGGUCAAGGUCAGCAGUUUCAGAUAGUGUCCUCUCCCAGUGGGCAGCAAAUCAUAACAGCUGCCAACCGAACCGGCGCAUCAGGAAACAUUAUAACUAUGCCCGGUGUCCUUCCGGGAGCCAUUCCCAUACAAAGCAUCAGCUUAAGUAAUGGUGUGCUACAAAACCAACCUCAAAUCUUGGCAAACAUGCCAGUGUCUCUCAAUGGAAAUAUCACCCUGCUGCCUGUCAGCACAGGUGCUACAGGGGGAGAUGCAAACUGUGCUGGAGAUGGAGGGGGUCACCAACAAGUGGAAAACCAGACGCAGCUGCCUGUAUCUUCUGGGGCUGGUUACAUGACCAAUGUAUCCACUGUCACCACACAGACCUCCUCUUAUGGAAUCAGCCAAACACAGAAAAGCAACGGAUCAGGCGCAGGAAGUUUCCAACAGAGCCCCUCGCCUGUUGGGGUCGCUGUUCAGUCAGAAAACAGGAAUGGACAGCAGCCUCAGCAAAUUCUCAUACAGCCUCAACAGGUCAUCCAAGGUGGAGCAUCCCUUCAGACUAUCCAGGCUGGUGCUGUUGCAGGAGGCCAAGUGUUUGCAGCUCCAACACUCAGUCAGGAGGGUCUUCAAAACCUUCAAAUCAUGCCAAACACAGGACCUAUCCUCCUGCGCACCGUAGGCCCCAAUGGCCAGGUCAGCUGGCAGACCAUUCAGAUUCAGAGUCCAACUGGGGCACAGAUCGCAUUAGCCCCUGUGCAGUCCAUACCCCAGCUUGGCCAAGCUCAGGGAAACUCUGGUGCAGGAGCAGUACCUGUCAACACAGUGCAGAUCCCAGGCAUUCAGACCAUAAACCUUAACGCCCUCGGAAGUGCUGGACUGCAGAUGCACCAGAUACCAGGAGUUCCGAUCAGCAUCGCCAACCCAGCAGAUCCACCGCUACAUACAGCUGGAGACAGUUUAGAUGACAGUGCGAUCAUGGAUGACGAGGACAUCAGCCCACCCAAUCAGGGUCGACGUAACCGCAGAGAAGCGUGCACCUGUCCAAUGUGCAAGGAUGGAGAGGCACGUGAUCCAAAUAAAAAGAAGCAGCACAUUUGUCACAUAAGCGGCUGUGGGAAAAUCUAUGGGAAGACCUCACACCUCCGAGCCCACCUCCGUUGGCAUACAGGAGAACGGCCUUUCGUCUGUAACUGGUCUUUCUGCGGUAAAAGAUUCACGCGUUCAGAUGAGCUCCAGCGCCACCGGAGGACACACACAGGUGAGAAAAGGUUCGCCUGCACUGAGUGUCCCAAGCGCUUCAUGCGUAGCGACCAUCUCUCAAAGCACAUCAAGACCCACUUCAAUAAGAAAGUUGGGACAGUUACCAACAGCUCCACAUUAGCAGGCGAUGCGGCUUCCCCGGCAGCAGGAACGGAAGCAGGCAGCGGAGCAGUGUCGGGCAAUGACCAACACUCCAUCGUCACCAUGGAAACCUUAUCUGCAGAAAGCUUAGCUCGUUUAGCCAGUAGUGGUAUCAACAUGAUGCAGGUGGACCUCCACCAGAUCAAUGGAAACAGUUAUUAAAAAAACAAAGGGAGAAAUCUCCCUGUUUGGAAUUUGUGCUUAAAACGAGCAGAAAAAAGGGCAAAACCUCUAAGGUGUCUAACCGAAAAAGGUCUCCAAGUCAACGUUAAAUAUACUAGAUUCAGAAUUUGAUUUUUAUAUUUUAGGUAUUGAUAGUAUUUAAUAGUAUGCUCUAUUAAAACUCUGUCAAAUUCAAUUUUUCCUUGCAAAGAAGUCACAUUUACACCAACACUUCUCCCACAGUUUUAACAAAGCUGCACUUGAGUACAAGUGGGAUUGAAAUUAGUUAUUUGAUAGUUAAUUUGAGACGAGUUAUCUCCACAUUUUUCUUUAGAAAAGAAGUGACCUCAAGUCACUUGCUCUACUUACUCCAGGGCUGUUUUGUAUUUGCCCCUUUUUGCGCCAGAGGUCACUUGCCCCGUCCACAGCACCAUUAGCAUUUCCCUAAAAUUAUAAUGAAACACCCUGAUAUCAAGUAUUUACGUCUGCGAUUACUGCAGUCAUGAUAAAAUUGGGUAAUUUUAGAGACAUGCAUUUCUACUGUCAUAGUGCAUGAAUUCAUUACCCAGCAGAAAACUGGGCCAAAAGCAUCGUCUGUACAGGAGUCUGUCUGUGCGGAAGUCCUGCGGAUAACUCUUAUGUAAGAACACAUUCAAGCCAUCGUGCUUUAAUAUCUAUGGUAUCAAAGCAUUUUUUUUAAAGUGUAAAUAUAUAUAUAUUGUUUUUUGUAAAAUCAAAGUUAAGCAGGAUCAUCUUACAUGAUUGCAGGAUAAUGCUUUACAGUUGUUUGUCCCUUAUGCACAAUCAAUCUUAAUCUUAUUUUUUUAUAUAUAUAAAUAUCCAUAUAGAUUAACUGUAUAAACUUUGGAGUUGUCAUAGAAUGGUAUAUACAGUUCAGAUCUUCCAGUUGACACAUACCUUUGUUUUUUCCUGUGGUACCAGUUUUUCUUUUAAGAAUUUUAGAGCAAUGUCACUUUCAGUUUUAAUGGAGUUUUGUUUUUCCUGUCAUUUAUGGCCAGAGCAAAAAACAAAAAAGAAAAAAAAAUGGAAUAAUGUUUAGACAGUUUACAAGCUCAAACCAAAGCUUCACAUUUCCUGUCUUUUGCCAGAGAAGAGCCUGGAGAGAAGUUUGUCUUUGGUCAAUGAACUUUGUUUUUUCUUGUACAAAUAUGAUGCAUAUGUUAAAACUGGAAAAGAACAA